Molecule: messenger RNA, 2785 nt
Organism: Lathyrus oleraceus (garden pea)
Lineage: Eukaryota; Viridiplantae; Streptophyta; Magnoliopsida; Fabales; Fabaceae
Product: vacuolar cation/proton exchanger 3
Exons: 16
Coding region: 644-2503 (619 amino acids)
Biological process (GO): calcium ion transport; transmembrane transport
Cellular component (GO): membrane
Molecular function (GO): ABC-type transporter activity; ATP binding; ATP hydrolysis activity
Source: RefSeq, a predicted model, not a curated record
UGCAAAAGUUGUUAUCUUUUUAUUAUACUAGUGUAAGUGUUGAGUUGGAGCAAUGGAAGGAAGUGAUAUAUACGGAGCGAGUACGAGUUUCCGCGCGAGAAGUUCUUCUUCUACUAGGUUGGAGAAACAGUGGAAUAGAGGCUUUUUCGUCGCGAAGAGAACUAGAAGAUGAUGAAGAAGCUCUUAAAUGAGCUGCACUUGAAAAACUCCCUACUUACAACCGUUUGAGGAAAGGGUUGUUAGCGACAUCACGCGGUGUUGCCAAUGAGAUUGAUAUAUUAACUGAUCUUGGAUUUCAAGAAAGACAGAAACUUUUGGAUAGGUUGAUCAAUGUGGCUGAAGAGGGUAAUGAGAAGUUUUUGUUGAAGCUAAAGGAAAGAAUUGAUAGAGUUGGGAUUGAGGUUCCGACAAUCGAAGUUCGAUACGAGCGGCUAACUGUUGAGGCGGAAGCUUAUGUCGGAGGAAUGACAUUAAAUUGACUUUGGAUAUACAGGCAGUAUCAACUGGAGGCCAACAGGAAAGUGUGGUAACUGAUUAUGUACUCAAGCUUUCGUGCAGAUUAUUAAAGCAGUAUCUUCUGCUACUAUUGAUAAACCAAGUGGCUUCUGGACUAUUUCGCGCUAUUGCAGCACUCGGUAGAAAUAUGAUUGUCGCCAACACGUUCGGGUCCUUUGCACUUCUCACACUUCUUACAUUAGGUGGCUUCAUUAUGUCCAGAAAGGAUAUCAAAAGCUGGUGGAUUUGGGGUUACUGGAUUUCACCUUUGAUGUAUGGACAAAAUGCUAUAAUGGUGAAUGAAUUCCUCGGAGAUAGUUGGAACCAUUUUACACCAAAUUCGAAUAAAACACUAGGAAUUCAAGUUUUGGAAUCUCGCGGAUUCUUCACAGACGCAUAUUGGUAUUGGAUAGGGGUUGGUGCAUUAGUAGGAUUUAUGUUUCUUUAUAACAUUAUAUUCACCGUGGCUCUCACGCAUCUCAAUCCAUUUGAUAAGGCACAAGCAACUAUAAAUGAAGAAUCAGAAGACAGCACAACAAAUGGCACACACCAAGAAGUUGAAUUACCGCGUAUAGCAAGUUCAGGAGAAUCCUCUAGCCGCAGACAGAAAAGAGGAAUGGUUCUUCCUUUCGAACCACAUUCGAUAACCUUCGACGAAGUUGUGUAUUCUGUCGACAUGCCACAGGAAAUGAAGAUUCAAGGAGUAAUGGAGGAUAGGUUGGUGCUUUUGAAGGGUGUUAGUGGUGCAUUUAGGCCUGGUGUUCUCACAGCGUUGAUGGGAGUUAGUGGAGCUGGAAAAACUACUUUAAUGGAUGUUUUGGCUGGUAGGAAAACCGGUGGUUAUAUCGACGGGAGCAUCAAAAUUUCUGGCUACCCUAAAAAACAAGAAACGUUUGCUCGAAUCUCUGGUUAUUGUGAGCAAAAUGACAUCCAUUCUCCUCAUGUUACUGUCCAUGAGUCAUUGCUCUACUCGGCAUGGCUUCGCUUACCAGCCGAAGUUGAUUACAAUACAAGAAAGAUGUUCAUUGAGGAAGUAAUGGAACUAGUGGAGCUCAAUCCAUUGAGAAACUCUUUGGUUGGUUUGCCUGGCGUGAACGGUCUUUCAACCGAACAACUUAAGAGGCUAACUAUAGCAGUUGAGUUAGUUGCCAACCCUUCCAUAAUUUUCAUAUUGAGCUUACUUGGCCUCACUCCACUCGCUGAACGUGUGAGCUUUCUCACAGAACAAAUUGCCAUUUUCACUGGUCCAACAGUUGGAGGACUUCUUAAUGCAACAUGUGGGAAUGUAACUGAACUUAUUAUUGCAAUAUUUGCUCUUACCACCAACAAAAUUGCUGUUGUGAAGUAUUCUCUCUUAGGGUCCGUGCUUUCGAAUCUUCUUCUUGUUCUCGGAACUUCUCUACUUUGCGGUGGAAUUGCGAAUAUUGGAGAGGAGCAGAAAUAUGACAGAAGACAAGCGGAUGUGAACUCGCUGAUGUUGCUAUUGGCGUUGUUAUGCCAUUUGCUUCCGUUGCUAUUCACGUACAGCGCUGCUUCGGCUGAACUCACCGUAAAGCCUUCGCUGUAUUUGUCGAGAGCUUCUAGCAUUGUUAUGCUGGUUGCGUAUUUUGCUUACUUGAUCUUUCAGUUAUGGACGCAUAGGCAAUUAUUUGAAGCGGAAGAUGAAGGGGAAGGGGAAGGUGAGAACAAUGGAGCGGAAGAAGAGGCUGUGAUUGGAUUCUGGAGUGGAUUUGCUUGGUUGGCUGGAAUGACUGUGUUCAUUGCUUGGUUGUCUGAAUAUGUGGUGGAUACAAUUGAGGAUGCAUCAGAUUCAUGGGGUUUAUCUGUGAGCUUUCUCAGCAUAAUCUUGCUUCCGAUAGUUGGCAAUGCGGCUGAACAUGCAGGAGCAAUCAUUUUUGCUUUCAAGAACAAGCUGGACAUUUCCUUAGGUGUUGCAUUGGGCUCUUCCACUCAAAUUGCCAUGUUUGUGAUACUACAGAGUAGUAUUGCUGGAGUAGGUGGACGGUAGCUUGCUCAAGAAUAGCUGGAGAGUUUCCGUAUUUAGUUUGAAUUUAGGUAAUGAGUCAAUGCUCUGGUCAUGUAACAUUGGGUAGAUUAGUGGUAUUGAACUCAUAUCUUAUUUUGAUAUGCUUUAUGUCAUUAAUUGUUUUAUUUUAUUUGAAGUGAUUAUUGAGAGGUGAUCAUGGUAUGGGACAUGGAUCAUAUUAUGAAAUACAUGAGUAUUCUUUAUUUUCCGCUGCGAACGCAUAUUGCUUGAAUAUUCAUGAUGAGUGAAAUGUGUUAUUUUGAA